Messenger RNA from Ectocarpus sp. CCAP 1310/34, 3182 nucleotides. NCBI's taxonomy places the organism in Eukaryota, Phaeophyceae, Ectocarpales, Ectocarpaceae. The record is from the annotation of a GenBank genome assembly.
UUUUUUUUUUUCAGGUCGGACACCAGGAGGAACAGAUGAUGGUAGCGAGUCAGCCCUAUUACCCAAACACGUCGGAGAGAAAAGAGAGCUCCGCGGAAGGUAACCCGAGUCAACGAUACGCAGGUGUAUAGGGCGGGUGCUGCUGCUGUAGCUAGGAGCGUUCAGAGCACGUAGCGGACGAAGGGCCCGUGUUUCUUGUAGUUUGCACAGAAAAGACCCAGCUUUCUCACGAGGGAGUCCCCAAAAAGGAGCAGGUGCUUGCUGUCGUCCAGCGAGCAGGGCGGCGGAGAAACCGGCGCAGCGAUGGCGGAGGUAUUCAGCAGCAACUCGCCCUGCAUGCUGGGGAAGCGCGUCCUGAGUCCCCACUCGCACGGCACCUUGAUGGGGGGCCAGCUAGACUUUUCAUCCAAGAAGCGAAGACUCGCUCAAGGCCUCGAUCAAGGCUCGUUCGACCGGAGCGAAUCCUACCAGCAGCAGCAGCAGCAGCAGCAGCAGCAGCAGCGGUCCCCGUCGCCGGUGCGGACGGGCAAGCGCGCGCGCCCGCUCUCGCCCCUGCAGCCGUCUGCCCACUUCCCUUCAGGAGGACCAGCAGCAGGGGAGCCGGCCUCCUCCCAUGGUGGCUCCGGAUUUUUUGGCGGCGACUCCUUUUCGCAGCACCAGCACCAGCACCAGCAGAGAGCCCACAGGACGGGAGCAGAGGACGGCGAGCUGGCAGCUCUACGGCGCGAGGUUGCAGCCCUGCGGGCGCACGCGGCGGAGAAGGAGAGCGGUAUCAACAUGGCUCGCGAGGAGAACGGUCGGCUGAAGGAAGGCAUGGGGAUGUUCCAAAAGGAGCUCGAGCGACUCUCCGCGGAGAACCGUAUCCUCAAGCGUGCCGUCGGGAUCCAAAACACGAAGGGCAAGGAGCUGGAGGGCCAGCUGCACGGGCUCCAGCAGGCGGCGGGGCAGGCGGCGGAGUACGUAAAGCGUCUCGAGCAGACGAACUACGCCCUCUCCGUGCGCGUGCAGGCCAUGGGAAGCUCGGGAGCGAGCGACUUCAUGGGCGGCCAGCGCCCCCCGGACGUGUUUUGAGUUUCCGCCGACGCCUGCGCGCUGAAGCGACGACGACGACGACGAAGAUGUAGGGGGCGGGUCAGCGUGACGUCACAGAGGGAGUAAGGGACGGCGAAGGAGUCCUAUCGUCGUGAACCGUUUCGUAACUGUACGGACAGGCUGGAGAGGGAAGACGCAAGCGGAGGGUAGAGUUGCUGCGACAUUGAUGCUCUUCUGCGCCUCGCUUGGUGUUUCUAUAUACGAAGGCAGGCGGGAGGUCCGGGGUGGGUGGUUGGUCGACCGUGAAGGUUGUAUCAACCUCGAACCCCCCCCCCCUACCUGCUACCGCUGCUGUAGUUGAACAGUUAUGACACUGCUGUUACCGGUGGCCUCGUGGCCUUUUUCUCUCUCUGGGCACUACACAGCGACGGUUUGAUCUUCAGUAACGAGGAAAUAUUAUCUCCCUAGGCCCGACGAAUCGCGCAAGUAGUAUGGUGUCGAUGACUGCAGUGUGGUUUGGCGAUGUUUGUUAGAACAAGGGCAAGUAAAACCAUUGCGUGUGGUCGCGCGGAGGGUUGCGAUAAGCUGCUGGUUCGAACAAUUUCGCUUCUGCCCUUGUUGUCCUUACCCCGUGGUUGCUGGAGGGGGGGGGGGGGGGGNGGGGGGGGGGGGGGGGGGGGGGGGGGGGGGGGGGGGGGGGGGGGGGGGGGGGGGGGGGGGGGGGGGCUGUUUGGUCGUCCGUUGUUUUUUGAUGCGGUUGGACGUUUGGUUACCUUGACGCCCAGCUCUUCUGCACACUGCUGGAGGGAGGGCUUCCUACAAGGCCGGCUCUCAACAGUGAUUGAAAGAGCAUGAUAACUCCGACUGUUGUGUGAAGGAGAGGUUCCACAUGGUGUACAUACUUCCGAGUCCGAGAGGGCGGGGGUUCUUUUGUUGUUGUUGUUGUGUUGUGGAUGCUCUUUUCCUUUUCACGCGUGUGCACAGCAGUUUCUCUUGUUGUGGGCAUGCGUGUGUAUUCGCGGGCUAAAUAGUUACCAUUCGCCUCUGUCUUGGAUCGAUCGCCUCUCCACCGUCGCCGUCGUCAAAGCACCUCGCUUGAGACGUCUCGUGCUUUUCCGUUUCAUGUGAUGGUUUGGUGGCAUAUUUUCAUCCAGUUUUUUGUUGUUCCACAGCAUGACCGGGGAGGGGGGGGGAUGGAGGAAAGAGAUCGGGGAAAGUACCGUUAGGGUUUGAUGUUAGGUCUGGUUGCUCCGCGUGUGCCGUGUGCCCUUCGCAGAUAGUUAACCUAGUGCAUGCUCGGGAGAUGUUUCAUUUUCUUGUUGACAGACGUUGUUUUUUGCAGUAGCAACGUGUUCAACCUUGAUGCUCGUCGGUUCGGUAGACCGCCGCCGGGGCUGCCACGCCCUCUCGGCGUGGGCAGCGCUAUUAUUAGUCGAGAAUACGUCAGUGACAGUAGGUCGGGCACGGGCACCAAGCGUGUGUCAAGCCCGGUGGGUUGGACGGAUGUGUUCGGUGUUCGCGGAUGGAGUGGUUGCCGCCCAUCGUUUUAGUCGUGUCUUGACGGUUGUUCACCCAGGAAAAUUUGACGUACUACCUCUGUCCGAGAAUAUAAGCAAGGUUUGGAAAUCCGGGAAUAUAAGCAAGCUUUCUCGAUGAAGGUGUUUCAAGGUGUUUUGGACACCGUUUCCUUCCUAUUUUUUUGCGUCAAGCUCGGAUAUGAUAAGCGGCCAAGAAAAAACCAACAUAAGAGGGGAUGAUAAGGUUUCAUCCCCUCCCCGGAGAAACAUUGAUUUCCCUGCCAUAGCGCUCAGUAGGGAAAAAGGGGUCCCAUUUUUUCUCUCGUUUGCGGCAAUGAAUAGUGCUUUUUUCCUCGUUUUUUUUUCUUUGUAUUUUUGGGUACUUGAACAACCUGUACAAUCACGUUGCGAAGUAUCUUCGAUAGUUCUUUGGUGCUGACCGGGACCAAAGUUCCAGAGUGGCAAAAAUCAGCAACUUCGAGGGGCCAAAAUGAAGGGAAGGCGUUGGAAAAAAAAAAAAAAAAAGGGUUUUUCCGAAAAAAAAAGGUGUUUGAACCCAGGAUCGAACUCACGGCCACUGAACAGCUCGCUUUCGCGGUGUAUUUUGCCUUACGACCAAACCUUGCUUAUAUU